Paraglomus brasilianum is the source of this 1095-nucleotide messenger RNA. The record is from the annotation of a GenBank genome assembly. NCBI's taxonomy places the organism in Eukaryota, Fungi, Glomeromycota, Glomeromycetes, Paraglomerales, Paraglomeraceae.
AUGUCGAAUUCACCACAAAAACGAUGCAUUCUUGCAAUCGGAGAGACGGGCCUUGGAAAAAGUUUUACUGCAACUGUUUUUGGCGCAAAAGGUGUAAAAGUCGGUCAUUCGACUGAGUCCGAAACCGAUAAAGUUACGUUUUAUGAUAUCGGAAACGGGAGUUUCUACGUCGAUACACCUGGGUUUAAUGAUAGUGACGAAGAAAAAUCCGACGAUGAAACCGUGCGCUUGAUUUUGCGUGAGAUGCAGGAUAGAAAAAUAUCCAAGAUAACGACCAUUUUGUGGUUUGUUAGGACAGACGGGUGUAGAGCAACUACCUCCCUUAAAAGUCAAGCGAGAACUAUAGAAGCUUUUGCGCGAGACCAUAAUGGCAAUGUAUGGGACAAUACUAUCAUUGUUACCAAAGGCGACGAACGUGGAGAGGGUCCUCGAGCUGCUGCCGAAGAAAUAGCUAAAAAGAUUCAUGAACAAAAACCUCACCACCGUGAAUUAAACGCAAAAAAGAGUUUUCUUGAGAAUACUGGAUAUUUUGAAAUCCGUCUAUUCGAAAGCCUCAGCGAACGCAAAAAAGACAUUUAUGCUACUUUUCCGAUUGAAACCUUAGACAAGCUUAAUAUUUUCAAAAGAUCUGAACCGGAACGAAUUCUUGCAAAGUACAGGUUGUUAAUGGAAGGACAUACCAACCAUCCGAUUGUUCUCGAGUUUAAAAAAGUUAAAUGCUUAAAUUGUUCCGAAGAAACCGAUCCAAGGCUAGCAAGUCCAAAAUGCCAUUUGAAAAUAAUAAAAAUUCACAAACCAUGGAAGAAUUAUCACAGCAAAGAAAUUGGACAGUUUCACUCGACUGAACUGGUCAAAGAGUGGGAUCAUAGCAUUGGGGCUUGGACUGUUCGUGUUAUAACUAUUGGGAUAGUAAAUCCACAGACUUAUGAAUAUGAAUGUUGCGGCAGAAAGACUCCUCAUGACUGCGGUAACAAUAAAUGCGAACCUGAUAAUUGCAAAAUUACUCCUGGUUGUAUAUCAGUGUGUGAGAGAUGCAAGAAAAUUCCGGGUACAAAUGAAGGGUGUAGUACCGAAGGGAAGCACAAUUGGGGUAGU